This is a messenger RNA of Trichoderma asperellum CBS 433.97, 845 nucleotides long. The record is from RefSeq and is a predicted model, not a curated record. Lineage: Eukaryota; Fungi; Ascomycota; Sordariomycetes; Hypocreales; Hypocreaceae.
AUGGAGAUCCCGACGAUCAACAUGCCUCGCAUCCCAAUUGGAAAAGCCGCGCAGCAGCUUUUGCUAUUUUGGUCAUAUUUUUUUUUCUCCCGGAUGCCGGAUUUCUUUUUGUGACUCGGAUCUUGCCGCUGUCCGCACAUUGCCGGCGGGUUGUCGGCAACAGCACGCAUGGAUCGUUGCUUGAUAAAUUCAGGCUUGCAUACCUCCAAGAAACCAGUUCGAUCUACUUCAAGUCAAAUCGAUCCUGUCAAACCCGAGGAUCGUCAUACGCUCGCAAGUCAAAGUCAAAGUAUUCACCAGAAAGUUAUUUCUUUUAAAAAACUAGAAGCAACAGUCACUGUCUUAGCAUGUAGUUACUAUAUUCGCAUUAUCCUAGACGACAUAUUCCGUCGGCACUAUCCAUCAAUCAUCAUCGUCCGUCAUCGAACGAAUGACUCAUCCAGCAUCAGCAAAUUCAUCAUCCCCUUCACAAGACAGCCACCACCUGGUAUUUAUCCCAUCAUCUGGCAAUCGUAUAACAUAAAAACGAGGUCAACCCCUUUGAUAGCGAGCCUCGUGUCGACUGUCGUUAUACGCUCGAUACGUCGGAGGCGAAAGAGGCCCUCCUCGAGGACCAAUGUCAAAUGGGAAGUGAAAAAAAAAAAGUAAAAAAAAAAUAGAGAAUAAACGACAUAAUGCUAAGAGACUCCUGGUAAACGUGCAUUCCAACGCCGAGUGGUAAUAAAGAAAUCGUAAAAGUGCUUCCAGUCCGUCCCCUAAAUAGCCAACCGGAACACCAUGUAUGGUCUUACAAAGCUUGGCUACAACGAAACUUCGCCAUAAACUUCAAGACAUUUUGUAUUGUA